Messenger RNA from Argentina anserina (silverweed cinquefoil), 1135 nucleotides. RefSeq names its product peroxisome biogenesis protein 19-2-like. Gene Ontology annotation, biological process: protein import into peroxisome membrane. The transcript has 4 exons. Bases 192 to 878 code for a protein of 228 amino acids. Lineage: Eukaryota; Viridiplantae; Streptophyta; Magnoliopsida; Rosales; Rosaceae. Gene Ontology annotation, cellular component: peroxisome; peroxisomal membrane. The record is from RefSeq and is a predicted model, not a curated record.
GGUGUCUAGAGCUUAAUUAUUUUGCUCCCAAAUAGCCAAAUCAGUUUCUAAUGAUUCACUAAGGUUGUGUUUAGAAUUCUUGUGUGAAAGUAGAACCAGGAAUAGCAUCUUGUUUUUAGUUCAGUAAAGAAAUUUCGCAAUCGGUGUUUGAAGUUUACUUUGCUCAAUGUCAUUGCCAAUUUGAUGAAGUUAUGUUUUCGAUCGCAUCAAACAAUAGCGAACUUGGUAGAAUAAGUAAAGAAGCUGUAGAGACCAAGCGAGAAUUUCCUUCAUUGCCCUCUGGGGUUCAAGGACUUGGUAUGGGAUUACCUGACCUUAAAACUAAGAAGAAGGGGAAGCAAAAGGUUGCUGGGGGAUCCCAUGUCACAGAGGCGCUUGAUAAGCUCAGAGAGCAGACGAGAGAGGCUGUUAGGGGUCUGGAAACCAUGAGCCCACAAGCUGGGGGAGAUGAUUUUUCUAAGGAUCCGAUGAUGGAUGAGUGGGUCAAGCAGUUUGAGGAACUUGCUGGCGGUCAGGAUGUGGGAUCUGUGGUUGAGACCAUGAUGCAACAGCUUUUGUCCAAGGAGAUUCUUUAUGAACCAAUGAAGGAAAUCGGAGAAAAAUAUCCAAAGUGGUUGAAAGAUAAUGAAGCAACUUUGAGUAAAGAAGAAUAUGAUCGUUGUUUCCACCAGUGUGAACUCAUUAAAGAGCUUAAUGGAGUGUAUGAAAAUGAUUCUGGCAACUACAACAAAAUCUUUGAGAUCAUGCAGAAAAUGCAAGAAUGCGGCCAACCACCUAAUGCUAUUGUGCAGGAACUUGCUCCCGAUUUUGAUCUAUCUAGUCUUGGACAAAUAUCUCCAGAGUUGCUAGAGUCACAGGGAAAUUGUUGUAUUAUGUGACAGAUGUCUUCACUCAGGGAUAUUUAUCAGUUAUCCCCUUAAUUGUUUCCUUUAUCCCUUGGGGGAACACGAAUAUCUUUCUUUCUCUCCUCCUUUUUUCAUAUUUGUGAAAGAUAAAGUCAUUAGGCUCCUAGUUACAGUAUUAUUACAUCAAUUUAUAAUUCAGUUGCCAAUUUCAGAUCAAGGUUUAGAACAUGUGAGCUUGUAUAAAAUUUGGGGUGAUAUGAGAAGGAAAAUUUAAAUUUUCUUGAAGGCUA